Messenger RNA from Theobroma cacao (cacao), 1035 nucleotides. Lineage: Eukaryota; Viridiplantae; Streptophyta; Magnoliopsida; Malvales; Malvaceae. The record is from RefSeq and is a predicted model, not a curated record.
AUGUUUAUUACUUUGAGAGGAUUAGCUAAAAAUUUGCAGAAAUGGAGUUUAGAGACAUUUGGAGAUAUAUAUAAGAAGAAAAAGAGGUUAUUAGCGCACCUCGAGGGAAUACAAAAGAAACUUGAUGCGGAACCUAAUGAUUACCUUCAACAUUUAGAAAUUACUUUGAUUGAGGAGUAUAAUCUUGCUCUUUAUCAGGAAGAGUUGAUUUGGCAACAAAAGGUUAGAUUGGAUUGGCUUAAGUAUGGGGAUAGCAACUCAAAGUUUUAUCAUGCUCUUGUGAAAAGCACACAAAGGAAGAAGAAGAUAAUUGCAUUUCGCAGAGAUGAUGGAUCAUGGUGUACAGAUCCUAAAGAACUAGAGGAGAUGGUUGUCAACUUUUAUCAAAAUUUGUAUAAGGAUGAUGGGGUUCGGGUCCCAUUACCGAUGGCUUAUGCUACAGUUGAUCAGUUGAAACCAAUGCUUGAGGGAUUAAUUGGAAGAUCACAAAGUAGCUUUAUUCCAGGAAGGCAAGCUGUAGACAAUGUUAUUGUAGUGCAGGAGGUUAUCUAUACAAUGAAGACCAUGAAACGAAGAGAAAGAGCCCUCGCGCUUAAAGUGGAUUUGGAGAAAGCCUAUGAUCGAGUUAAAUGGAGUUUUAUUCGUGAAGUAAUGACAGAAAUAGGAAUUCCUUCUAAUUGGAUUUCCUUAAUUAUGAACAUUGUGCAAUCCCCUACUUUCGCCAUUAUUUGGAAUGGGAAUUCGUCAACAUCUUUCUCUCCAUCAAGAGAUGACCUCAUGUUAUUUGGAGUGGCAACUUCACAACAAGUGAUGUUAAAGACUCUUGAUAAAUUUUGCCAAGCAUCUGGUCAAAAGGUGAACUUAGAAAAAUCCUCCAUGUUAGUUUCUGCUAAUAUUAACUUCAUAAAGGCGAAAGUUUUGAGCCAGUUAGCUAAAGUUCCUUUAGUUAAGGAUUUUGGGAAGUACUUAGGGACUCCGAUGAUUCAUGGAAAAGUGUCAAAAGCCACUUAUCAGGAGCUAUGCAGUAGAAUUUAA